Molecule: messenger RNA, 1311 nt
Organism: Saccharomycopsis crataegensis
Lineage: Eukaryota; Fungi; Ascomycota; Saccharomycetes; Ascoideales; Saccharomycopsidaceae
Exons: 1
Coding region: 1-1311 (436 amino acids)
Source: RefSeq, a predicted model, not a curated record
AUGUCAAUAGAAGAAUCCAGUUUUGAUCUAGAUAACACUCAAUAUAGUCCCAUUAACUCCGAUGUGUCGAUAUCUAGCGUCGAAUUGGGAAGAGGUGGAAUACACCAUGAUAGUGAUUUUUCAAUAACCAACACUCUGUUUAUACGGGAAAAGAGACAGCAAUUUUUCGACAACAAAAAGCCUUCUACCAAUCGAUGGAAAUCAGUACUAUUUGAUGAUAACACCGUCUCCCGAGAAAAUAAACCAUCAAACAAUAAAUUCCUCGAUCUAACUGACACCACCAACCUCGAAAAUGCAAUUCUCAAAAAAAAAAAUCGUUACAAACCAUACAGUAAACUUCCAACAAAUGAUCCCAAGAGAAACAAACCUCGUCACCAGGCCAUGGUACCAGAUAAUGAGGCUUCCCAAAAUAUGAAAUCUUUGCUUGCGAAUUGUGAAAAACUAUCUGAAACAAAAAGGCAAGUAGUUGAGGAUUUGAAAGUUUCAAACAUGCUACGCUAUAAGUUGGGCGAAAAAGUUCGAAAAUAUAAAGAUCUCAGUGAUAAACAGAGGGUGGAAAUAGAGGCAUUGAAGUUGAAAAACCAGUUGUUUGAGGAUGUCUUGAAUGUCUUGAUAUCUAGAACUAAUCAAUCCAGCACAAUAGUUAACUCGAACGAUACCAAAUCUGUCAAUAAUGAUAAUCAGCUGAAGUUGCAAGAAUUAUGUCAAUUGCUAAAGCGUGUUGAAGCUUUGUCUCUCAGUAGCGGCUAUUCUCUGCAGCCUAGCAUCGUGCCAGAAAAUGCAAUCAAUAAAUCAUUUCCUCCAAAUAUCGAUGGACAUAAUGAAAUAAAACAAACCGUCAUCGCAUCGAAAGAUGAAAUUAUAUCCAAAUUAGACCAAUUUGCUAGUAGACCACUCCCAACAUCAAACUUUCCUACCUCUGGCUCCGUUCCACUGGAACAAUUUAUGUCAGCCAAUCGUUCUUCUAACCCACCGGAGGGCGCUUCGAACGUUGUUAAAGAAACUUUGGCAAAAUACCGUCGCAGAAAUGAAGUUUUGAACCAAUUGGAAGAUUUGGACGAUGACAAAAACUUGCAGUUCUUGAGCGAUAUGAUAAAGGGCAUCAAAUCCCGUACAAAUAUACGUGAUAAUGAUGGCUUACUUACUUCUAUCGGAAAUAUUCCAGCCAAACAUAAGCGUGUCCAGUUGAACCAUGAUAACGGGCCACUAAGUCACGAUCCUUGUCAAAAGCCAGAAAGUUGUUGUAAAUAUUGUGACGAUAAUGAUGGUGAUGAGGAUGGCGAGAAUGACAAUUCUAUUCUAUGGGAUUGA